CUCACCGUCCCAACGUCGCCCGUCGCCGCAUCUCACCGUCGUCCGACGACGCGGACGUGAAGGGCCCGACGUCUGACGCUGCCCUCGCCGCUCGAACCCCGUCCAACACCGCCCUCGCCGUCGCAACGUCGUCCGUCGCCACAUCUAACCGUCGUCGUUGUACGCCGGGGACGUGAAGGGCCCGACGUCUGACGCCGCCUCCGCAGCACUGUCGUCGAACGUCGUCGACGUCUACACCGCAGGCCAAGGUUUGUCAUGCCCGUCAUCUAAACCUAGCGGGAUAGAUACAGGUUUCGCGUGAGGAAUACAUGCAUGCAAACUCAUUUUUUUAUUUUUCUUUUUUUGCAAAUAAGUUGCGUUGGGCACUAAAUUCGUUUACAGUACAUGAACGAGUAAUUACACAGUUGAUGCAGGCUGGUCAUUCGUUUGUGCUGCCCGUAACUGCGCAUGCAUGGUGUUGUGUGUUUUCUACUGGAUAAUAGAUGUAGUAAUGAGCUGGGAUGAAAGUAGUAAUAGCAGUACUAAAAAAAUUGUUUUUCUGGAGGGUAGGCUUGAGCCUGUUUAAGCCUGUCUAGUAGACUCGCCGCUGGAUAGAAGUGAGGGCUAGUUCAUGCAUGUACGGAUUUAGGGUUUAGGGUUCAUCAAAACCUCCCGCCGCAGCGCCUCCUCUACGGACUAGGGCAUGAUUUACAGAACUAGCGUUGCUUUGGGCAUGAUGCAUUGUACUAAACCUAACACACGAUGUUUUGCAGUUCUGUGAGUUAGGCGUGUUGACAUGGACGAAGAAUCUGCAUUCGGGAGGGACGAGAAUGGUACUGAUAAGGUGACUAAGACCAAUAACGAUAACUUGAACGAAGAUGAUGACAGCAGCGACAACGAUUCUGUCUCGUCAUAUGAUAUCUUACCUCCGGAGGAUUUUGAUAAUAAUGAACAUGGCGCAAAUAGCGAAAACAAAGAUGUGGAUGUUGACAAUGUGCAACAUAGUUGGCAGGAAUCAUUUGCAGAUAACUUGAGCCAGGAGGAGUCAGAUGGUCCGAGCGUUGAUCAUGAUGAGGGAGAGAUCGAUAUUAAGGAGGCUCAAAGGCAGCAGAAGAUGCUUGAGACACAUUGGAAGGUCAUGGCUAUGACCUUUCGGUCGCAAGGGGAUGCAUACAUAUUCUACAACAAUCACGCCAGAGAACACGGGUUUAGCAUAAGGAAACAGAAGGUGAAACGAGGUGCUUCGGGAAUGAUCCGGUACCGGCGGUUUCUUUGCUCCAGGGCUGGGAGAAGGCAGAGCAAGUUCAUAACCAUGGAGGGCCGCAAGCGCAGGCUUAGACCGGAGACUCGUUGUGACUGCGGUGCACAUAUGAUGGUGAAGCUGAACAGAGAACGUGGCGUUUGGUUCGUCGCAUCAUUCGUGGAUGAUCACAACCACGCGAUGGCUCGGCCCGACGAGGUUUGUUUUUUAUGGUCACACAGAUGGAUUGGAGAUGGGCAGAGGGCCGAGAUAUUGGCCAUGGAAGCGGCCGGGAUAAGAAAGCAUAUUAUAAUGGACAACUUCAUCAGCAGAUACGGUUCGUACGAUAAGUGCGGGCUUAUCAGGAGGGACAUUUACAAUCUUUGUUGCAGAGAAAAAAUGAAGCUCAUUGCAAAGGGUGAUGCAGAGACGGCAGUUGGCAUUAUGAGGAGUAGGAAGGAGAAGGACCCUGAGUUUUUUUUUGAGUAUGUGCGUGACAAGGAAGGGCGACUGAAGAGUAUGUUCUGGUGCGAUGCACAGUCGUGGAGGGACUAUCAGGACUACGGAGAUGUGGUCGUGUUUGAUAGCACGUAUAAGAUGAACAGAUACGGUAUGCCGUUCGUCCCCUUUGUAGGAGUUAACAACCACCGUUGCACCACAGUGUUUGGUUGUGCCAUCAUUGCUGACGAGACGGAAGGGACAUACGUGUGGCUGCUGCAGACAUUUAUGAAGGCAAACUGUCAGGUGAAGCCAAAGUCAAUAAUCACAGACGGUGACGCUGCAAUGAUCCGGGCUAUUCGGACCGUCCUUUCAGAUGUUUUCCAUCAUCUUUGUUCGUGGCAUAUCGAGAAAAAUAUGCAGAGGCACCUGCAUUACAAGUCACUGGAUGAGUUCAGAUCGCUCCUGUACUAUGCCACCUCUCAAGCGAACUUUGAGCAGAGAUGGAAAGCUUUCUAUGAUAAGUGGAAGACGGAUAGAACUGAAGAGUGGCUUGACAGGAUGUACAGGAAGAGGAGACUGUGGGCAGCUUCAUAUCUUUCCGAUGGUUUUUUUCUUGGUAUGCGAAGUAACCAGAGGAGUGAAAGCCUCAACUCAUGCCUUCACCUUCACCUGGACUACGGUAUGACAAUUGUUGAUUUGGUGGUGCAUUAUGAGAACUGUAUAGUUCGCCUGCGUGAGAACGAGGCGUACGAUGACUGCGAGGCAUUCCAGAAGGAACCACCGUCUGUUACUGAAUAUAAAGUCCUUGAGGAGCAUGCCGCCAAAGUAUUCACACCUGCUAAUUUCUACAUCUUGCAAGAUGAUUUGCAUAAGAUGGGUCAGCUGGAGAUAUUUGAGACGCUCGUGGGAAUUGGGCGUGAGACAUUCAUUGUGACAUGGAAGGAUAACCACAAGUUUAGGUACAAUGUUGUUUAUGAACCAGGUAACUCAGAAGAAACUAUUACAUGCAGUUGUCUUAGGAUGGUUCGGAAAGGGCUGCCAUGCAAACACAUUCUGUUUGUUCUCCAUCAUCUGAAUUUAACUGAAAUACCAAAGUGUUGUGUCCUUCAUCGGUUGUCCAAACAUGCAAGAGAUGGGUUGUCUGUGCAGAGGAAGAGUGAUAUGUUUGGAUGGGGUUGGUUAGGGCCAUUGGAGAGAGAACGGUAUAGUGCAAUAUCCAUUAAAACCGCACAAGCUGCUCAUGUUGCAGCAAAUGAUCCCUUCUUGUUCGAUGAGUUGAUGAAGUGUCUAGACAACAUAAUAGCACAGAAAAAAAAUUCAGAGGAGGAACUUAUAGGAAGUAGAAGGUAUGCUAUGCUGAAGAAGGAGGCAAGUCAAGUGCAACAAGUUGAGCCUGGUAUUGGUGAUCCUCAGAAAGUUUCGACGAAGGGUGCACCUAAGAAGGGGCGGUCAAAGGGGGGCCCCGGCGUUACAAAGAAUGGUAGGCCAAAAGAUUUUACAGAGAAGAAAAGUGGUCCUUUGUGCAGUUUGUGUAGUCAAGCAGGUCAUAAUAAGGCUACAUGUCAUUUGAACGAGAAGAACUGGGCGUAGGUACAGAUGCAGGUUGGUUUGUACGAAGAAUAAAAGUGGUCGCACGAACCUUUGUCGUUUUUUAUUUGUACGUGUCUGCAAGAAAACUUGAUAAGUUAUUUGUUUGUGUUUUGAUAAAAGAUAUAUGUAAUAAAUUUGGAGAUGACA
This is a messenger RNA of Triticum aestivum (bread wheat), 3397 nucleotides long. Its product is annotated as protein FAR1-RELATED SEQUENCE 5. Lineage: Eukaryota; Viridiplantae; Streptophyta; Magnoliopsida; Poales; Poaceae. The transcript is spliced from 4 exons. Gene Ontology annotation, molecular function: zinc ion binding. The record is from RefSeq and is a predicted model, not a curated record. Bases 776 to 3250 code for a protein of 824 amino acids.